AUGUCCAUGACCCCCUCUCGUCCAUCAUCCAGCACCACAACAAGUACUACAAGUCCAGUGAAGCUCGAGCCGGCAAUCGAAAAUCUUCCGCUCGACAUCGAAGGUCUUGCAAACAAGAAUGACAACGAGCUUGUGGGCCUGGCAGGCAAGACUGCCCUGAAGGUAUUUUGUGCUCAUUAUGUGGUAGAGAUGGGUGGAUUGAAUCUCAAGGUCUUCCCAUGGAAGUCGAUGCAUGAGAAGCUGGCGACCAGCAGGUACCGGCUUGUCAACUAUCCUCCCAAUGUCUCGCUACCCUGGAGCCAUGACACUCGGAAAGGAAUUGAAAACCUCACCAAACCGGAGCUUAUAUCAUUGCUUCGCAGUUGCAGUGACUCGGGUGUGCCAAACAAACUGACGGUCAUCAAGGUUGAUGAUCACACGUUGCUGAACAACUCCAAAGUUCCCCUGAUCACUACAGCCCCAGAUCCACAUGGCAACACGUGCCAGUACUUUCUUCGUGAUGUACCGCCCAAGCCCAAGUCUGGAUUAAGGAGCAAGAAGGAUAAGAAGGGUAAGGCUGCCAAGUCUCGCCAGACGCGCUCCAAGGUUGUUAGGUUUGAUGAGGAUGAACUCUACUCAGAGCUUUCAGUAGAUUCGGACUCAGAGAUAGAGGAGAUACGUACUUCGAAGCCGGCCACCCGCACCACAUCUCGGGUAACGAGACAGAUGUCUGCCGCCCCCCCAAAAUGUGCUCCAAAGCCAGCUCCUGUAUCCACAAGCGACGUCUCCACUGCUCCUGCCAAGACAUCAGGACCGAAGAUUUCUCUUACCGACUUUGAAAGCGGAGGCUUUGUACUGCUCAACAACUUCAGUACAGAUUCCGCUUUGGCGACAGGAGGAAAUGCUCCCCACACUAUCAACCUUCCUGUCAAGCGGGAUCUGGCAGUUUCAUCUACCGAUGGCAACGUAGCAUCAAAGCGCGCACGCCAGAACAUCAAGGCUACUGCGAUGCAGUCCGACAUGCCUCUCGAGGCCGCACAAUGCAGUCAUGACCUAGGGCAGAAUGUUCGCUCACCCCAACCCCCACCCCCACCCCCACAAAACCCUGUCCCUGUUUACACCACUACUCCCACUGUGGCUCCCACCCCACCCCCUGCUGCGGGUUUGCCAGUCUCCAAUGCUCAGAUGCAGCCUAUCACAUCGUGGGGCUCUCAGGGGCUCUAUACAGCAUCCUCCGCUCUGCCGCAAGCAGCCACCCAUGGCUCCCAUGGGAAUCUGUCCAGCAACCCUCCCCAUGUCCCGUCGCAAUCCAGCUAUCUCCCUGGCCUUCAGCUUCCGCCGGGAAUAACGCAGGAGCAGCUGCACGGCCUCCUACAGGCAAUGGUUGCCCAUGGCACUGGUCCGUAUCACCAGCCAACGCAAGGAGUCCCUCAGCCGGUUCCUGAAGGUGCAUAUCGUCACCCAGGAGUCCCAGGUGCCUACAACCAGCCGGUUCAUGGCCAGUUUCAGCAACAACACAGUGGCUAUUGGCAAGGAAGUGGGCAAGGAAGUGGGCAGGGAAAUGGGCAGCCACAUCCAGAGGGUACGGGCAGGCCCCAGUGA
Messenger RNA from Marasmius oreades (fairy-ring Marasmius), 1581 nucleotides. RefSeq lists its product as uncharacterized. The coding region runs from base 1 to 1581 and encodes 526 amino acids. The record is from RefSeq and is a predicted model, not a curated record. The transcript has 6 exons. NCBI's taxonomy places the organism in Eukaryota, Fungi, Basidiomycota, Agaricomycetes, Agaricales, Marasmiaceae.